This is a messenger RNA of Oreochromis aureus, 1595 nucleotides long. RefSeq names its product coiled-coil domain-containing protein 42 homolog. The transcript has 7 exons. The record is from RefSeq and is a predicted model, not a curated record. Lineage: Eukaryota; Metazoa; Chordata; Actinopteri; Cichliformes; Cichlidae. The coding region runs from base 97 to 1017 and encodes 306 amino acids.
CUUUUAGAAAGUUUGAAAACAUAAUAAGCAGGGGAAAAAGAUAACAUAAGAAGAGUGAACCAAUAACUCUUUUUGAAAAAUCUUCAACAGACAGCCAUGUCUUCGAGGCCCAGAAGCCAGAAGCAGUUUUCACAGAACACGUGUGGUUUGGGGGAAAAGAAGAAAACCCAUGAUCAGAGUGUUGUCCUGUGUGAAAUAUUGAAGGGAGAAAGACAGCUGGCAGAGCUUAAAGCCAAGGAUGAGGAAGGCACACAGGUGCUAAAAAGUUUGAAGGACCACACAAAGGAGCUGCAGGAGGACAUUAUGAAAAUACAGGAGCGCUUUCAUGAAGCUUUUGUUGAGGAUGAAGAUGCUGAUGAUGCUCUGGAGGAAGCAAAGGCAGACAGCAAAGAGUUCAGUCAAAAGGAGGCAGAGUUAGACACGUUAAAGGAGUACGCUGAACUGAUGGAGAGGAGAGAGGAGCUACAGCAUCAAGUUCAGAGGCACUCAGUGUACAAACACUUCAUGGAGCGUGUGCUCAAAAUAACAAAGUUUGAGGAUGCUGAGGCUCUCGCAGACUACGCAGAGAGUCUACUCCAUUUUCGAGGUCAGUUCUACCAGAAGGAGAUGACGUUGCAGGAUGAGGUCGACCAGCAGAAGAAAGCACUGUUAACCCUGCAGGACCAGCACAACUUGGUGGUAAUGCAGAAAAACAGUCUGCUGUCUCAGCUCCAGACCGAGUUAGAGAAGACUCAGGCCGAAGCUCUCACAUGGGAACAAAAGUGGAACCACAUUCAGGAAACAGCUGCAAAGAAGACACUAGAACUGGGAAAGAUUAAGAUGGCAAUCCUAAACCUCUAUGAAAUGACAGCAGGUGCCAUAGGAGAGAAGGAAGGAGUUGAUAUGAAUGACACAGAGACGCAGCUGAACAAGCUGCAGAUGUUCUUUGAGCAUGAAAAUGAGAUAGUGAAACAAUAUCAAGCCAGACUGCAGCCAGCGAUGGAAAGAAGCCAAACACAAAACACAAAACCUCUGUGAACACAAAACCCCCCAAAAAAUGAAUGCAUAUUCAGUUUCUUGGAAUACCAAAUCAUUUAUUACUUCAAAUAAAGGUUGAAAAUAUUGAGGUUUUUGAGCUGUUUUAAAACUGAAUAUGACUGAAUAGUUAAUAUUUUAGCUGUAAGUUAACUGAACAUUCACAUUUAGGACAGGUAACUUCAAUAAUACCUGAAAAUUCGAUUCCAUGUGCAAUCAGCAGCUGAUUAGUUGCUUUGGAAAGUGUGAAGGGGGAAAAUAUUUUACUGCUAUUAUUUGCUGCUAUUUUUAUAAUCAUCAUUACCGUUUCAUGUUAAUAGUGAUGUUGCUUUCACAGAUGCAUUCAGAUGUUCAAAUAUAUGGUUAUAGUCUUUAUUACAGGUCCAAGAAGAACCACUUUAAACUGUUGAGUUGAAUAUAUAAUUUUAAAUGCUUUGCUAAUGCUUCGAUAAUCUUAAAGGUUUCUGUGUAGACUGCAGGGACAGGAAGUUACAUGUGUUUGAAGUUGCAGGCUUCUGCAGAAGUGAAACUGAAACCAGAGUUUAACUGCAAGUUAAGAGCAGGGUGUUAUUAUGCAUGUA